Molecule: messenger RNA, 1227 nt
Organism: Lucilia sericata (common green bottle fly)
Lineage: Eukaryota; Metazoa; Arthropoda; Insecta; Diptera; Calliphoridae
Product: probable G-protein coupled receptor B0563.6
Exons: 7
Biological process (GO): G protein-coupled receptor signaling pathway
Cellular component (GO): membrane
Molecular function (GO): G protein-coupled receptor activity
Source: RefSeq, a predicted model, not a curated record
CAUAUUCAACAGCUGCUUUAUUGGCCAUUGUCUUUGCUAUACCAUUUGGUAUACGAAUGUUGGUACACAAGGACCGAGGGCAAUGGGAAGAAUUUGGCCCAGCUUUCUAUACAGCACAUUUAGAACUAUUUUUGGGUAACGGUUGUUUAGGUGUAGGUGUUAUGAUGCUGUUAAUACUAACCAUAGAACGUUACGUGUCAGUGUGUCAUCCUAGUUUUACACGACCCGUAAUGGGUCCUCCAGGACUCAUUGUAUUCCUAACCACAAUGAUAACUUUUGUUAUCUACCUGCCGAGUGUGUUCCGUGGGGAACUUAUUAAAUGUGUUUUACAAACAGAUGGACGUUUUGUUUAUUUUCGUAGAGAUAAUAAUGCAUUUUUGAGAACAAUAUUUUAUUCGAUCUAUAAGGUUAUGCUGGAAGUGCUAUUUAAAUUAAUACCAACUGUUUUAAUAGCUGGUUUGAAUUUACGCAUUAUGAUGGUUUAUCGUCAAACUUGCGAGAAAAGACGUAAAAUGACCUCGUCUAGAGCCUCAUAUAUUAAGGAUGCUGAAGAAAGAAGACUAUUUUUAUUGCUAGGUAGUACAUCUAUAUUAUUUUUGGUGUGUGUCUCACCGAUGGCAAUUUUACACAUGACAAUUGCUUCGGAAGUUUUACCCAGUUUUUCAUUUCAGGUUUUUAGAGCAUUGGCAAAUCUAUUGGAGUUGACCAAUUAUUCCAUAACCUUUUACAUCUACUGCUUGUUUAGUGAAGAUUUUCGUAAUACUCUAAUGCGUACGAUUAAAUGGCCCUGGAUUAAAUCGCAAUUGUGUCAUCAGGUGGAUGAGGUCUCUGCCAAGCAAACACCUCUUAAUAAUUUUGAUAAAUUAACUUUGCGUAAUCAUCAUAUAACCACCACAUCGGGCGUAUGCACCGGUAUUGGCCGUUCCAGUAGCAUUUGAUGCAAAUUUGUUCUAAUACUCUAAUUAGUUAUAUUAAUUUAAGUUGAAGAAAAUAAACUAUUUUUUAAAAUUCAAUACUUAUUAAAUGCUAAAUAUAAUAUUAAAAAAAAUACAUGUAAAAACUAAAUCUGUGUUCAUUGUUACAAAUUAAUAUGAAAAGAGUAAAAAAAGAAAAUAUUUUACAGUAAUAUUAAAAGAAAGUGAAAAAAUGUUUAUGUAAGAAUACUUAAUGAAAAUAUUUUGGGAAUUUACAAUUAUUUAUUAAAAUAGCAAGAAAAAUUAAAGAAAA